UCGUUGGAAUCGGAGAAAUGGUGUUCGCCAGUAAACUCGUUUUGGCUACAUUAGCUCUUACUUUGUGUGCUAUCAUCACCGACAAUGUUGCUUCUUGUCAAGCAGUUUCAACUGCAAUUGCAUCUGCGAUUCCGGACCUAAUCCGUCAGGCCACACAAUAUGGAGCACCUUUUACCCAAACAGCUCUAGACAGACUUCAUUUGGAGAUAUUUGGAAAUGCAACGGCAGCCCGGUCUACGGACGUUAUAAUUUUCAACAAAUCCGGCCUAACGUUCAAAUUGAAUAAAAACGAAUGUGUUCACGGCGGCUAUGCUCCGAAUCUGUUUCCCGAACACGAAAUCGGUUCGAAACAGUCGUCGGUGUUUGCCAUGACAAGCCAUGGUGCUUUGUCUGGACUGGAAUGUACGACCAAGUACACGGCUCCUGAGGGCGUUUAUUUCGUAAUUGUAGCAGGCAAUCCUUAUAUAGGAAAAAAUUGGAUGGAGGAACGCCACAGCUGGUCGUUGGAAAUUACGUCAACUCGAGGGACAGGUAAUAACAACCAACUGCGUUGGAUAGUUGAAGACCGCGUAUUGCCGCCUAUUCAAACAUUAAGUAAAUCCUUUCGGUAAAUGGUACAAUGGAUCAAAUCACGACAGGACACAUAUUGAAAUGAAGAAUUUUAUUCGAAUUUAGCCAACUGAUUUAGAAAUUACGAAUAAAGAGAUAGAGAUAGAGAGUAA
This is a messenger RNA of Bradysia coprophila, 722 nucleotides long. RefSeq lists its product as uncharacterized. The record is from RefSeq and is a predicted model, not a curated record. Lineage: Eukaryota; Metazoa; Arthropoda; Insecta; Diptera; Sciaridae.